AGGAGCCAUCUUCCUGAUCCCAUUAUUAUACAUUUAGAAAAGAGAAGCCUUGGAAUAGAUGAAGCACAAGUCAUUCCUGGAAAAGGACUAGAAAAGCAGCUGCAGAACAUCGAGCCAGACCUCACUCAUCACCUAACAUUUCAAGCAAGAGAAGAAGAUGAGCCUUCAGAAUGUGCUGUUCCUAUCUCAACAGCUCUAAUUAAACAAAUUGCCAUGAAAGCACAAAGCGAGUACUCUACAAGUCAAAUUAUUUCCGACUUUUAUGGAGGAGAUUGCAACACUCUGCCUGCGUGGCCAUACAAUAAAAAAGAUACUGAUAGUGGGGAGCACCUGGCUCAGUGGGACAGCCCAAUGCGGGUGAAGCUUUCCCUCUGGAAGCCACAUCUCAAGACCUUGUUGACUGAGCUGCUCCCAUGGGCUCUCCUCAUCAACCAAUCCAGAUGGGAUCUUUGGUUAUUUGAGGGUGAGAAUAUCAUUCUUCAAAUCCCUGCUGGAAAAACCAUCAUUCCUCCCAAUUUCAAGGAGGCUUUCCAGCUUGGGAUCUACUGGGCAAAUACGAACACAGUUCACAAAUCUGUGGCGGUUAGGUUGGUUCAUGACAUGACUUCUCCAAAAUGGAAAGACGGGGAUAACAGUGAAGUGGUGUCACUGGAUGAAGAAGGAUUUGUUGAUGCCAACAUCAAACUAGGAGCAUUUCCUGGACAUCAAAAGCUUUGUCAGUUUAGCAUUUCUUCAAUGGUUCGAAACGGAAUCCAAAUUUUGCAGAUUGAAGACAAGACAAUGAUCAUUAACAAUACUUCGUUUAAGAUUUACUACAGCCCACAGAUGUGUGUUUCUCAGCAGCAUUCUGAUGAAGAGUAUGUGCCUGUACCAGACAGCACUGUGUUCAGCAUCAGCCCAGCUGGGGAGCAUAAUGUCACCAAAUCCAACACAGUUCCUUGCUGGGAUCUCAUCUCGGACACCAGUAAUUGCACA
Messenger RNA from Staurois parvus, 975 nucleotides. NCBI's taxonomy places the organism in Eukaryota, Metazoa, Chordata, Amphibia, Anura, Ranidae. The record is from the annotation of a GenBank genome assembly.